This is a messenger RNA of Aureobasidium uvarum, 2133 nucleotides long. NCBI's taxonomy places the organism in Eukaryota, Fungi, Ascomycota, Dothideomycetes, Dothideales, Saccotheciaceae. The record is from the annotation of a GenBank genome assembly.
AAAAGAAAAGCUCAGGAAGCUUUCCCUGCUGCGACCACACAGCCUCGCCUGAGUGCAUUCGCUGCAGCUAAAGCCAAGGCAGCAGCAAGCCAAAUACCUUCUGAUGAUGUAUCAGAGGCGAGCGUGAUUGCUGCUGCAAACGUUACCGGAGUCCCUCGUACCAAUGGCGGCGCUGAUGCUGAAAACCCACAGCUUUCCACCUUGUUGUCGAGUUUUCCCUUGACAAAGGCUCAAGAGCUUGACAGCCAGGCGUCUAGCGACGAUGAACGAGAUGAUACCGACUGUGACGGCAAUUAUUCUCGUCCCUACAAUGGAAACGCAUACAAAACCGACCAACCAUGCAAGCUCUCGAAUCUACCACCGGACUCACAAUGUAUCAUUUCAGACACGUCCGAGAUGCUCAGCCUAAGACUGGGAGACGGAGAGACUGCUACUUUUGUUGGAGAGUACGACUUGCGCGUCAAGUCUGGAUAUGUCAUGAUUUACGGCGCUGUACUGAGGUCUGGUCCGACGAAACACCGUGUAUAUGCACCGACCACACAUGCAUUGCCGGUCAUCAUCGCAAGGGGCGGUCCUGCUGAAGUUGAUAUUAUCUCGGUGAUCCGCUCGCUAGGCCUCUUGAGCAAGGUUUCUCCUCUGUGGACGAAGCUUUGGCAUGCCCAGACUCCGAAGGACACACAUCAGGUAGAGCCAGAGUCAAGGUCUUUUGCGCUGCUUCGAAGCUCUUCUGACGACCCCCUGAAACGUGCCGUCACGACUCUCGAGGUUGAGCAAGAUUGUCAAAUCACUCUGAACAGGGUCUUGAGCAGAGAAACUGCAACACAUCCCAGCUCAGUAAUCAUGGUCUCUGGUCCCAAAGGCUCCGGCAAGUCGACCAUAUGCAAAUGGAUCAUCAAUACUUUCUUGACUGCUUCGAAGGCGACAGCAUCCACAUCAUGCUUUUGGCUGGAUCUCGAUCCCGGACAGCCUGAAUACUCGGCGCCUGGUCAGAUGUCUCUGGUUCAGAUUCGAUCGCCUGUUCUUGGACCAAACUACACACAUCCAUCUGGUCAUGUCAGUUCGGCUCACAGAACAAUCAGAUCACAUACAAUUGCUGCCAACUCGCCUAGGGACGACGUUGUUCACUUCCUGGCUUGCGCAAUGGAUCUGCGUGAUGAGUACUUCCGUGCUUUGGAGGAUUUCGCUGGAGCACCUUUGAUUCUCAACUGCUCUGGCUGGGUGCUUGGAUCUGCAGUCUCUGCCAUGAUGGAACUGGUCCAGCAAUUCCCUUUGACAGAUGUCGUGCUUAUGGAGCCCAUGGAGAGAGAUACCGUUGCAUCCAUCGAAGCCACACUACCAAUGGCCAAGGUCCUGAUGAUCCCACCCCGAUACAAGCCCGCUCAAUCUCGUACAAGUGCCGAGCUGCGCGCCAUGCAAGCAAUGUCGUACUUCCACUCUCUACCCCCAAGCAAAGGACUAUCCCAAUGGACAAACGACACACUCUCCCAAAUCCACCCUUGGCACGUCAAAUACAACGGCCCCAACGCUGGUAUCUCAUCGAUAAUGUCCUACGGCGAAGCAGUAAACCCAGACUUUUUGGCAUCAAUUAUUGACGGCAUGAUGGUUGCCAUCUGCGAAGUCGAGUCUGAUGAAGCGUAUGCUACAGUCCAAUACAGACCUCCUCACGUCCCCUCCGCCUCAGCAGCGGAAAUGGGCGAAACGAUGACAGAACGAAUCGGCAGAACACCUGAAGGCCUACCCUAUCUCCGCGCCGACAACAGUGGACUAAUCCAACCCCUCGACCCACGCUUUUCAUGCUGCAAAGGAUUGGCCAUCGUCCGCGGCAUCAACGUCGCAAAACAGGAAUUACAACUCAUCACACCCAUGUCGGUGAAACAGAUUAAAGCUCUGCAGGGUAGUAAGACAGUAUUGGUUAGAGGCAAAUUCGACUCGCCUUCUUGGUUGUUCCUGGAGGAUACGUAUAGUGGAGAGGCGCAGAGAGUCAAGAGGCAGGAAGUGUUUAGUGUAUUGAAGGAUAAGACCAGUAGACCGUAUGUCGCUCAGAGGGAUGCGAACGAGACGGGAUUGGGACUGGGAGAAAAGGAAUGGAGGGUCAGACACUUGCCCAGAAAUUUUGGAGCUAGGAAUGCGUGA